GGCAAAGCCAGCAUCCAGUAUCCACCCGUCAGUGGGAGCGCGCGCUCGCGCCCGAGCCGUCCCGGCUACGUCGCCAGCCUCGUUCCGCGAACAUCUAAUUCAAAAAUCGAUCUUAAUUCUAAUUUAGGUUUUCUAUUUUUUGUGUGAUACUCUGUCGUGCCAGUACUCUCCGAUUUUAAUUGAUGGAUUCAAAACUUUUUGUUUUCCCAUUAUGUAACGGAUUCAAACUUUAAUUGCUGAUAGUGCCAAACCUUGUCUACAAAAUCCAGUGCUUAUUGAACUCAAGUAAACUGACGUUCAUCAACUGAUACAAAAGAUAUUGAAGGUCCAAAAAGUGCACGAAAAUACAAUCACAGAAAAUCUGCAAAAGUUCGCAGCCGUUGGCAAAUAGUGUUCAAACUGAGUGACAAACGGCACGGUGUAAUAAAAUAAAGGACUUAAGCCCCAUUGUAAUGUCAGUGAAUAGCAACGUCAUUGGUGCAAAAAUGCAAUGGGCCGGUGGGGGGGCGGGGGGCGUUCUGAUUGGCUGUCACAGUGAUUCAUUGCAUUCGAUAGUAAACUUCCAUUAAGAACGAACGUCUGAACGCCAAAAUGUCAGCAGAUCACGAAACUAAUAGCAAAAUAACAAUAGCAGGGUCGGCGGUGGCCAUGAUCGGAGCGAACCUUCGCUUCGGUUCGGCAGGGGCUACAAACUCCUCGGUGGUGAACAAUACUCGCCACUGCCCGCCAGGGGGCGCAGCGAGCGCUGCAGCAUUGUUAGCACUGUCCAGUUUGGGAAUGUCUGCUAAUCUGGCACUGAUGGCUGUCAUACUUAGCAAAAAGCAGCUACGAAGGUGGUCUCACGGUCUGCUAUUUCACCAAGCGAUAGUAGACCUAGCGCGGGCAGCCAUCUUGUUGCCUCUAGGCAUCGCCGUAUUCCGCUGUCAACCCGUCUACAAAUGUUCCUUGGUAGAAACCGCCUUUUUACUUCUGGUGACAGUGUCAACAGUGAACAUGCUCACUACAGUGCUCAAUGAUAGCCCAAUUUUCCCCGAAAAUGAGGAAGAGCAGGCUGAUUUAUCAGCCCCAUUACUGAUGGACAGCCCACAGUGCGUCCUUUUCGGAACAUUCAUGAUUUGGUUCGCGUCUAUAACGAUAAAUCUCGGGCCUACGUUCUUAUCUGGGGCUUUGGCUGCCAGCGCGGGCUCUUACGGGUCUUACGGGCCGGCACCGUCGUGCCCACUGGUUCGAGGACCCUUCAGGCAUUACGUACUAAACGCUCUCUGGAUAGGCGUUAACGCUGUCUGCAUCGGAUUGACACUUUUCCACUUGAAAAAGCUCCACCGGGAUCUCACGAAGGCUAACGUAGAAGCAGUACGAGUAGCUGGUUUAGUGACCACGCUUGUCAGCAUGGCAGGUGACAACAGGCGGAUGGAUAACCUGCCCAACAGCGUCGGACCCAGGACUGUGGAUGGCACACUAUCAGACGGCCAAUGCCGUCCAUCAGGGAGUAAUAACCUGCCUCUGGGAGGGGGGCGUCGGCUCCGAGGAUACCUGGCGCGGGUGGAACGGGAGGGGGUCCGAAGGGUCCGGAUGUUCCUGGUCAUCACGGCGGCGUAUGUGCUGUUCUGGGGGCCUUUGUUCCUCAUCACAUUGCUGCACCACCCGGCUUUGACGUCGCAUAUAGCUUAUGAAAUGUAUUUCCAAAUCACUCUACAUAUCUCGUACGUGCACGCCGCGGUGAAUCCGCUGUUGUUCAUGGCUCUGCAUCGAGCUCUGCGCCGGGCGGCGUUGCAGCUGUGCUGCGGCUGCUGCGUGCACUGGAGUCAGUUUGUACUGGCUUUGACUGCUGCUGCUCAAUCGCCUUUAGCACCAGCGUCGUUCUCGCCAGCGGCCGUAUCGCCCGAACCCCCUCCCGCGCCGCCGCCGCCGAUGGCCCCUCCCGCCCCCCCGGCGCCGGCGCACUCCGCGCCUGCGCCUCACACGAUGAUGGUAAUUACUUCUUAUAUAGUUGGGAAGUUGAGGAGUGUGACGCUGAGAGUAUGUCGAGUGCGCGUGUGCAGGGAGACGAGGAUAUGAUGGGGGAGGCGUGGAGCGGCAGCGUGCGGCGGCUGCCGCGCUCGCCGAGCCCGCUGCUGCCCGCGAUCUGAGCGCGCCGCGAGCCGCCCCGGCCGCCGCCCGGCCGCGCCGACGCUCCCGACAUAUCGCGCAUCGCAUCAUGCUGUACAUAGCCAUCAGAACAUUGACGUCAUCACUCUGUACAUACAGUUCUUGAGGUGUAUCUGUCUCAGUAGUUGUGAACCUCUCAAAUCAUUGAUGUAUAGAAAGGGUAUUUAUGAAUAUUACGAAAUUAUUCUUAAGAUACUUUUAGCUAUUCGGUAGUUUGUGUGUGGUGAAAAGUAAUUUUUCUAACAUAAGUCUUGAACUGUACAUUGUGUAAUUUCAAUUCUAUCGUGUAAGUAAGUCAAUAUAGAAAGCUAAAUUCUAAAUACACGAGAUAGUAGAAGAAAUAUAUUAACGGCACUUCCAGAUACUUAUAUUCAGUAGUGACCAGAACACAACUCGAUAUACUAUAAUAAUAUAUUUUUGUGAGCAUAAGUAGAUGACGUAAAAUUGUCAUUAAAUGGAACACCAAGUAGAUAGGUAUAAAAACAAAAAUAAAACUGUAGUUUAAGAAGAGAACUUACUAUUGUGUUGUUGGGUCUAUUUUCUAGAUAAUUUAUUGUACUUAUGUAGCUUGGAACUAACUUGCCAACAGUUAAAAGAGCCAAAGAACUGUUUAAAGACUGAAUAUUUUUUGUAUUAAUUUUGAUAAUUUUCCCUUUUUCAAAGCUACCUACAGCAUUCUGUUAUAAUAAUGCAGUUUAUAGUAGUUAGUCUUAAAUGCGGAGUUUUCUUAUUGAUGUAAUUAUUGUGCCAAAGCGUUUUAUCUACUAUACAAAGAAUCCAAAUCCAACAUAUGUAUAAAUACCUACUUAUGAAAAUCAUGUGAGAUAGAUUGUAAGGUUAUCGAAAACAGCGGGACUUCUUACGUUCAUAGUUAAUGUUUAACAAUGAUUUAAAAUUUAAGAAUUAAUAUUUCAUUCAUGUAAAAUAACUUACUAAUUUUGAAAUUCUAUUGAUCUUUUCUUGUUUAUUUCUAGAUGUUAUACAAUAAAACGGAAUAAUAAACAAAAAAUAAAAUGAAACGUAAAUAAAGUCGUCCCGUUUACAAUUUAUAAUAAUAUACAAUUUUAUUGAUAGUUAGGUUAUAUUUAUUAUAAAUUGAUGUAUUAAUGAUGGUUGUAAAUUAAGUAACUAUGUUGUAAAAUUAAAAGAUAUAUGAACUAACAGAAAAGAGUAUAAAAUGGUGUUCUUCAAAUUAUGAUA
Messenger RNA from Helicoverpa armigera (cotton bollworm), 3348 nucleotides. RefSeq lists its product as uncharacterized. The coding region runs from base 592 to 2058 and encodes 488 amino acids. NCBI's taxonomy places the organism in Eukaryota, Metazoa, Arthropoda, Insecta, Lepidoptera, Noctuidae. Gene Ontology annotation, cellular component: plasma membrane. The record is from RefSeq and is a predicted model, not a curated record. Gene Ontology annotation, biological process: G protein-coupled receptor signaling pathway. The transcript has 12 exons. Gene Ontology annotation, molecular function: G protein-coupled receptor activity.